AUGAAGACACUUCUGGUUGGGCUCCUGCUUGGUCUGGCAUACGUGGAGUUGGCCCAGUCCUUACGAUGUUACACGUGCAAGGAACCGACAGAUAUCGCCAAGUGCAGAACAGCCACCCUGUGCCCCCCGAAAGCCACCGUGUGCACAACAACGCUGCACUCCGUAGACUCAGGUUAUCCUUUUUUCGGCAACAUCACCGUGACCAGAAGUUGUGAGGAGGAAUGCAUCUCCAGUGACGGGAUAGGAGCAUCCAAACCCAAGUCAUGCUGCUACAGUGACCUCUGCACAGAUGACACCAAGAGCAGCAAUGGGGUGGGAAGCAGCUCUGCAACACUAGGUCUGAUGACCGUGGUUGUUGGCACGCUCCUCCAGUACGUUCUGUAA
Messenger RNA from Tauraco erythrolophus (red-crested turaco), 384 nucleotides. RefSeq names its product secreted Ly-6/uPAR-related protein 1. Gene Ontology annotation, cellular component: plasma membrane. Lineage: Eukaryota; Metazoa; Chordata; Aves; Musophagiformes; Musophagidae. The record is from RefSeq and is a predicted model, not a curated record.